AUGCCUGCCCUGCCCCAAUCCAGAACCCUCGCCUCCUUGCCCCCAGCCCACUUUACCCUCAACACCUCCCUCUCAACCGACUUCACCAAAAUCCUCAAGAUCCAAGGCGUCAACACCCUGAUCCGCACCGCCGCCUCCUCCGCUACCGUGCACCUCCUCAUCACCUCCCUCUCCGAAGACAAAGUGAUCAUGAAGCAGACCGCCAUGUCAUCAAAACUCCCCGGGACAGAAGAGGAGUACCCGUUGGACUGGACGUGGCGGGGGAGUUCGAAUGGGCUGUUUGGGAAGGUUGAGGGACGGGCGAGGUGGGUUGGUGUGGAUGAGGGGAGGAAGGAGGGUGGAGUCGUUGGUGAGGAUGAGAGGGUGCAGUGGGUGUUUGGGGAGGGGGAGGAGGAGAGGUUGUUGCAGGCGGAGGGGAAGGAUGCCGAGGGAAAGUGGGAAGCGUUUCAUCUCCUGGGCUUUGAGACGUUGGGGGGCGAGAGGAGAUUUACGAGACGGGUGUUUGUGAGGAAUAAAAAUGGAGAUGAGGUCAGGGGUGUCAUGGUUUGGGACUGGGUUGGUGAGGAGUGA
Molecule: messenger RNA, 570 nt
Organism: Cyphellophora attinorum
Lineage: Eukaryota; Fungi; Ascomycota; Eurotiomycetes; Chaetothyriales; Cyphellophoraceae
Exons: 1
Coding region: 1-570 (189 amino acids)
Source: RefSeq, a predicted model, not a curated record